AUGGUGCCGGCGCCCGGGGGUGCCCUGCUCCUGCUGCUCCUCCUCCUCCUCGCCGCCCUCCUCCUCGCCGCCGCGGGCAGCUCAAGAGUUCGUGGGCAGCUGGUGACUGUGAGCCAGCCUGGGGUGUGUCGCUAUGGUUCUCGGACGGAUUGCUGUUACGGCUGGAAAAAGAACAGUAAGGGCCACUGUGAAGCUAUCUGUGGACAUGGCUGCAAGUAUGGCGAGUGCAUGGGACCAAACAAAUGCAAAUGUUUUCCUGGAUUUACAGGGAAAACCUGUAAUCAAGAUCUGAAUGAAUGUGGACUGAAACCACGUCCCUGUGAACACAGAUGCAUGAAUACACAUGGCAGCUACAAGUGCUAUUGUCUCAACGGGUACAUGCUCAUGCCAGAUGGCACAUGUGCAAGCUCUAGGACUUGUGCCAUGGUUAAUUGCCAAUAUGGAUGUGAGAAAGUCAAGGAGGAUGUACAAUGUCUUUGUCCAUCAGCUGGCCUUCAGUUGGGACCAAACGGAAGGACAUGCGUUGAUAUUGAUGAAUGCUCCACUGGCCGAGCUGUCUGCUCUUUCAACCGCAGAUGUGUCAACACGUUUGGAAGCUACUACUGCAAGUGCCAGCUUGGUUAUGAACUGAAAUACAUCGGCGGCCAUUAUGACUGUGUAGAUGUAAAUGAAUGCGUGGCAAAUACACACAGGUGUAACCUCCAUGCAGAGUGCGUCAACACGGAGGGAUCCUUCAAAUGCAAAUGUAAACAGGGAUACCAAGGAAGUGGAUUCGACUGUACUGUUAUACCUGAAAAGUCAGUGAAGGAAAUUCCAAGAAUCCCUGGAACAGCUAAGGACACAAUUAAGAAACUUCUUGCCCAUAAAAACAGUGUGAAAAAGCACAAAGCAAUCAAGAAUGUGAUCCCAGAAUCAGCGAUGACACCAGCUUCUAAGACCCACUUGCAGUCACUGGACUAUGAAGGUGGUAUUGAUCUUGGUGGGAGCUACACUGUUGAAGAGAAAGAAACUGAAGUUACUAUAGAAGAGGCAGAGGAGACAGGCAAGGAAGAGAAUGAAGAUUAUGAGAAUCAGAUUGACCAUGAGCAAAGUCUAAGAGGAGAUGUCUUUUUUCCCCAGGGUAAAGAAGCAGCUGCCUUUGGCCCUCUCCUGGCACAGAGAAAAGUUCCAGUUUCGAGACCAGAGCAAGAAGUUGAUUGCAGCUUCAGUCGAGGGGUCUGCGACUGGAAACAAGAUACUAAUGAUGACUUUGACUGGAAUCCUGCUGAUCGAGAUAGAGGUGAUGGGUACUACAUGGCAGUUCCAGCCUUUGUGGGCCACAAGAAAGAUACAGGACGUCUAAAACUUCUCCUCAAUGACCUCAAACCAAAGAGCAGCUACUGCUUGAUUUUCAGUUAUCGACUUGCUGGCGAGAGAGUGGGGAAACUUCGAGUGUUCCUCGCCAACAAAAAAACUGCUCCUGUCUGGGAGGAGAACAAAGGGAAAGAUGAAAGGUGGAGAACUGGAAAAGUAGAAAUAUUUCAGGGGGCUGAAACAACCAACACUAUCACUUUUGAAUCAGAACGUGGGAAAGGCAAAACUGGAGAAAUUGGAGUGGACAAUGUUAUACUAGUUUCUGGUCUGUGCCGAGAAGAGACCUGAUAAUGGAUAUUUGAAUAUACUGGAUUUAAUCCUAUUUUAAAUAUUUACGUUACUAGUAGUUUAUUUUUUAUAAUUUUCAUUACAAGGAAAUGAAAAUAUAAAAACUGUGCCUUGAACUUAAUGCAGCAAUGCAAACAAUAACUGACGUGCAACAUGCAGAGAACACUUUUUAAUGAGUUAUUCUAAUACAUGGUUUGAGUGUAGCACUACUGUAUUUUAGCAUUCAAGGUCAGGGUUUCUAAAGUAUUAAAAUGUU
Cygnus atratus (black swan) is the source of this 1897-nucleotide messenger RNA. RefSeq names its product EGF like domain multiple 6 (gene EGFL6). Bases 1 to 1641 code for a protein of 546 amino acids. The transcript is spliced from 12 exons. NCBI's taxonomy places the organism in Eukaryota, Metazoa, Chordata, Aves, Anseriformes, Anatidae. Gene Ontology annotation, cellular component: membrane. Gene Ontology annotation, molecular function: calcium ion binding. The record is from RefSeq and is a predicted model, not a curated record.